CUGCGCUCUGGGCGCGCGCUCGGGAGGAGGGGGCCACACUGGGCACCCGUGUCCACUGCCCGGGAAGGGUGGUGGGGAGAGGUGAGACCCGGUUAUGGAGGACCCCGAGGACCUGGACGCCCUCAUGGACGAUCUGGACUUUCUGCCCGGUCACUUCCACCUGGAGCUGGAGCUCAACUUGGAGCCGCGCUCGCCUGCCCCGCUGCGCGCCCGGGACCUGAAGCUGCAACGGGAGGGUCUGCUGCAGGAGCUGGAGCUGGUCUCCGGGCCCCAGAGACCCGCCGUGCGCCACCUCCUGGGUGCAGUGGCCUUCUACCUGGACGAGCUGCCCGAGGCCCGCCAGCGCUUCCUCGAAGUGACCCGCGAGGACCCGGGCAACCUCAACGCCUGGGCCAACUUGGCACACGUGUACGGACGGCUGGGCCAAGAGGAGGAGGAGGAGGCCUGUGCCACGAGGCUGGCCGUGCUCAUGGGCCUGGAGAUGGACCCCGAGGGGGACGCGGGGGAGCCCUGGCUCCGAGCCGCGCGAUGCCUGGCCGAGCAAGGUUAUGCGCAUGGCUUGGACGUGGGUUGCACCAGCUCCGAGGAGCGCGCGCGGGGGCUGGCAGCGGGCAUCGCGCUCUACGACAAGGCUCUCGGAUACGGGCAACAGAUCCCGAUGGAGGAGAAAAGAGGCUGGUACAUCUCCAUGGCAACUCUCUUCAUCAGGCUAGAUGGCAUCCUCCUGGAGCUGGGUACUGGGGAUCAGAAGAGGUUGCCUGCCUUCAACCGUACCCUGGCCUUGCUCGGACAAGUUCUCAAGUCCUCAGACCCCCUAUGCCAAGCUCUGGCCUGGUGCUAUCUUGGCAUGCUACUGGAGAGGAAAGACACGUUCUCUACCACUCCCAUGGGCAUCCAUGACUACGGGUACUCAGGGACUGACCCGCUGGACUGCUUCGGCAAGGCCAUCAAGAUCGCCAAGGAGCAACCUCCCAUCCUGAAUCGCCUGGCCAAAAUCUUCCACUUCCUAGGGAAGCAGGAUAUGGCCCUUGGAACCUGCAACAUGGCCCUGGACGUGCUUGGAGACCCGCAGCUCAACUGGCAGGCGUACUGUACCAGGGCCAAGGUCCACAUCAGAGCCUACGUGCAUGACCUAGAAUGUGUCAAGAUCGGGAUCGGGAGCAUGCCUGACAGGAGCCACCUGGCCUGCGCCAAAGCUGAUCUUGAAGAAGUCAUCAAGGUGUCCCCACGCCUCAGGACCUACCUGGACAUCGGCCAGGUCUACUACUACAUGGGCGUGGAUGCCAUGCGGGAGCUGCUGGCGGUGGACGAGGCUGCGCUCGACCAGGCCCUGGUCUUCCUGGCCAAGGCCCAGGAGACGGAGGUGGGCGCCGCGCUGCCCGAGCUGCAGCUGCUGCGGGGCAAGUGCCUGCGCGUGCGGGGCGAGGAGGCGGGCGCGGCCGCCUGCUUCCAGCGCGCCGUGGAGCUGGACGACGCGGGUUCGAGGCGCGCCGAGGGCUUCGGCUGCCUGCUGGAGGCGCUGCUGGCGCAGUGGGGUCAGGCGCGGCUGAGCGACGCGGAGCUGGCCCGGCAGGUGGACGCCUGGCUGCGCCGCGCCCAGGGCAAGUACCCGGCCGUGCACCUGCGCCGGGAGCUGCGGCGGGUGUGCAGGGGACACACCCGGGAGGUCCUGGGACUGGCCGGGGCCCUGGUGGGAGAAGGCCGGCCGGCCCUGGUGCGGCUGCUCUUGGACACCAUGGAUGCCCGGAGGGACGGUGCGGUCACCCAGCAGUCUUCCUCCUUGCUCAGUCCCUGGGUGCCCGCGGCUGGGGCCCUGGUGGGGGCGGGAAGGACUGGGCCAGAGGCAGGCCAGCUGGCACAGGGAGCGGGCCGCAUGUGAUUCCUUUUGGGGAUGGAUGGAGAACAGAGAGAGAGAGAGUUCAAGGGUCUACAAGUGACACCUUGGCACCCGCACUCAUUGUGCAAGAGACAAGCAGGGAGGUGGCUUGCUAUGGUGGUUUGAUUCAGGUGUACCCCGCCCCCCCCAAUAAACUUAGGUGUUCUCAAUGCUAGGUUUCCAGCUGAGGG
Jaculus jaculus (lesser Egyptian jerboa) is the source of this 2067-nucleotide messenger RNA. RefSeq names its product tetratricopeptide repeat domain 22 (gene Ttc22). NCBI's taxonomy places the organism in Eukaryota, Metazoa, Chordata, Mammalia, Rodentia, Dipodidae. The transcript is spliced from 7 exons. Gene Ontology annotation, molecular function: protein binding. The record is from RefSeq and is a predicted model, not a curated record. The coding region runs from base 95 to 1879 and encodes 594 amino acids.